AAAUAAUGACCACAAAAAAUAGUGUUGAGUCACGAUGACUCAUACAACAGGUCGGUCCACCUCUUGAAGUCAGGAUAUAUAAACUCAGAUUUUUUGGUCUGAUGACAGAGAGCUGCAGACUUCCAUCAACAAAGAAAGUUCAUACUCUACUUGAAACAACGUUCGAACCAAACAUGAAGUUUGGGUUGCUGGUGGUGUUGGCGGUGGCUGUCGUGGUGCCCAGCCUGACCGAGGGCCGGACCGUCUCCAGAUGUGAGCUGAAAGAAAAGCUCGGACAGGCGAUCACGCUGCCCCCAAAGCUUCAAAAGUUCAAGGAUGAAUACCUGGCAAUAGUAAUCUGUGAGGUGAACAGGCUGUCCCGUCUCAACACCAGCCUGGUCAAGGUGCUCGGCAAACGCCCAACUACAACCACAGCCACGGCAGCAACUACCACUCGAAAGACUACCACCCAACCAACAACCAACCAAACGACUACCACCCAGCCAUCCAACCAAACAACUACCGCCCAACCAGCUACCAACCAACCGACCGCCAUCCAACCGAAUACCACCCAACCAAUCCCAACAGAUGCCACAAUUUCAAACCUUAACAGAAGUAGGCGCGGGCUGAGCAGCGAGACAGAGCAGCGUGUCAACGGCAUGGUCGACGAGGAUGGAGACAAGGCCAAAGACAGCGAUGAGAGGGACGAAGACGAGGGUGAAGACAGCAAUGAGAAGGACAAAGACCAGGCUGAGGAAGGUGGGAAACGCAAGAAGAGAUCCAAAGAGAACCGAUCCAAAAAGGACCGAUCCAAAGAGGACCAAUCCAAAGAGGACAAAUCCAGCGAAAAGACCAAGCAGCAGUCUCUCGGCCUUUACGGGAUCUUCCAGCUGUCUGACGAGACCUUCUGUAAUUCCGGUUAUCGCUCCUCCAAAAACAAGUGCAACACAACCUGCAAUGCCUUCAUCGAUGACGACAUUUCGGACGACAUCAGAUGCUUCGUGAAGACUGACCAGUGGGGGUUGUUUUUGAAGUCUGCCUCUCGCGAGUGCCGUUAUUUCACCAAGACCUUCUUUGCCGGGUGUUAAUAGGCAGCCGACACGUUUUCCACCUGUUGCUGAAGCUCACGCCAACUAUCACUCUUCUACCUUCAAUGUGACCUUUGACCCUCACGGUUUCAUCUCAAACACUGUGGAGCAUGUCACGGUUUUCCAUUUUAAUUAACCUGUGAGAUUUCUAGAAUAAAGUUUUGUUUCGGUUCCUUUGUGGGCGGAGUCUCCCCCAAAAAUCACUAGAACUUAAAGUUGAACUGACAAAUGUAUCUCAGUAAUUUCAAUAGUUUUGUUGACAUUGUUUUACCACUUUAAUCUACUUUAAAGCGAUAAUUUCAAGAUGUGAAAGCUAAAAAAGUUAUUUUUGCAUUUUAUGCUAUCUGUAACUUUCCAAUAAACAUAUUUUGAAAU
Etheostoma cragini (Arkansas darter) is the source of this 1442-nucleotide messenger RNA. RefSeq lists its product as uncharacterized. The record is from RefSeq and is a predicted model, not a curated record. Bases 102 to 1067 code for a protein of 321 amino acids. The transcript is spliced from 5 exons. Lineage: Eukaryota; Metazoa; Chordata; Actinopteri; Perciformes; Percidae.